UUGCCCGUCGCUAAAACCGUCCGCCCAACACGCGCAUCCCUCAAAGCCUGCCACUUCCGCUUCUGCUCAUCCUGUGCUCAUCUUCUCUCUCUCGAGAGAGAGAGAGAGAUCGGAUGCAGGGCCUGCAUGCAGCAAAUAAGGCAAGGCGUUUAGAGGAUCGCGCGUGCGCAUGCGACGAUGCACUCACACACUCGUGACUCACGACUCACGACUCUUCUGCAGCCGCGGUUCUUCCUCUCUCCAGGGGCGCGCGACGGCGCGUGCUGCAUAUAUGCUGGGUCAACAAGCAUCAGACGCACGCCACGGCACGCUGCGUGCGCGGUUCAAGCGGCUCUUGAAGCGCUCGCUGCAUGCUGCAGCUGCUGUCCUCGAAGCACAGCACACAUCACUUUGCAAGCCAUGCUCGACGUUCGACACGCCCUUUCUUUCGCAGCUCCUUCACAUCCAGUCACGAGUUCGGCACCAGCCAUCCAGACUGGGCUGUGCGGGUUAUGGCAGACAAAGAUGUACAUACAUGCGCCUGCUCACGCGCUGCUAACUAGACUCUCGUCUGAUGCGAGUCAAAUGACCAUCGAUAGCCUGCCGAUUGGUCCUCUUGCCCCGAUGGCGCUCACGACGGGUGUCAUUGAUGGCCUUCAGCUGCAUCAGCUGGCGCCUUGCUGUAUCUCUGCGCCGCUAGAGCAGCGCACAACAGAUGGACGGAUCUCGACGAGAAUCUGUAGGAAGGUCUGAGCGAGGAGCACUCACGACUCGCGAGGUCACGAGUACGGUACAGUAGUCACGAGUGAAGAGUCGUGAGCUUUGACGCCGCUCCGUUGCUGAACGCCUUUCCAAGCCUCGUCGCCAACCGCCAAGCAAUCGCAGCGCUUGCCCAGACCGCAGGACGUCACAGGCUCACCCUCUGUUGUCGCUCCUCCGUGACCAAAUAUAGGUGCAAUGUGUGCACAUCUCUUAAGACUUACACACGUACGUCAACGUCAUCAACUCACAGCUCCAAGAGGACGAAAGCGGCCCAAG
This is a messenger RNA of Ceraceosorus guamensis, 1017 nucleotides long. RefSeq lists its product as hypothetical. NCBI's taxonomy places the organism in Eukaryota, Fungi, Basidiomycota, Exobasidiomycetes, Ceraceosorales, Ceraceosoraceae. The coding region runs from base 178 to 732 and encodes 184 amino acids. The transcript has a single exon. The record is from RefSeq and is a predicted model, not a curated record.